GAGAAAGAGAAAAAGAGAUAGAGAAAUAUUGAGAGAAGAAGUGAACAGAGAAACAAAGAAGGAGAAAAUAGCUGUGAUUCCUCCUAAGCAGCAGAUACGUAAAGAUAAACCUGGAGAACUUUGCAGACCCGUUCAAUUAGCUCACUCCGGACGAGCUAAGCUCAAGAUCGGGAAAUUCGUUCUAUUUUGAAUUCUGUCCGUCCUCAUGCCUGCUCUCUCGUACGCAGAUGGUUAUCAAUCUGAAUCCAACGACGCUGACUAAUGCGAACGGCAACAGCAGCCCAAUGGCAAUCAUCAGUCAUGCGGUAAUGGAUGAUGUCGUCUAUAUGCAUGUGGUAUGUCCGGGCGAUGAGAUCUCUAAAUGGGUGACCUUGGAGGAGGCAUUGGGCCUCUGCCCGUCUGCAGUCAUUGCCUACACGCAGUUGACUUUGACGCAUAUCUUUGGUCCGCCCGUUGAGGAUCAAGAGCCCAGUCUGUUUGACUGAUAUCCAAUGAUUCGUUUGCUGUCGUCGUCAUUGCCAUCGUCUUUCGUCUUUCUAUGACUACUCCUUCUGCUUGGAAGCUCGAAACUGCUUCGACCGUUGAAUUUCCGCCAAUAAUUGGCCAAAACACAACCGAUGAACAAUUAAAAACUAUCAAUAACUUAUGCUACAAUAAUAACAACAACGGCAAACACACAAAAAGACACUUUUGCCAAUGUGCAGAAUUUUCAAAUUCAAAUUUCAAGCUUUCCAAAAAAAUGAAAUGACAAAAACAUCUUGCGAACCCAAAAAUCAAGCCCGAAUCCCUCGACAUAAUUGUUUCGAUAUUAAAUUUCUCAUGUGCAUAUAUGCACAAAAGAUAUUGUUAGCCAGUUGAGCAGAUCGCACACACACACUAAUUUACACCUUUACACAGACAGAAGCACAAAUACAAUCCAAAAUCAGACGCCCAGUUUUAACCAAGUCCCUCGAUUUGAACAUAUCAAACUCAAAUUUCAAGUUUCUCUUCUACAUACAUAGUUUAUUUUCCCUCUUUCACACAAACAAUUUUGAUUUUGUUGGAAACUCUAUAAAAGUUGGCAAAUAUUUUCGAGUUGGUUCCUAAGCGUGGUUAUUACAAAUUCAAUGAGAGCAGUCCAUAUUCCAAAUUUAAUAAUGAUGU
This is a messenger RNA of Drosophila hydei, 1143 nucleotides long. RefSeq lists its product as uncharacterized. Lineage: Eukaryota; Metazoa; Arthropoda; Insecta; Diptera; Drosophilidae. The record is from RefSeq and is a predicted model, not a curated record. Bases 228 to 485 code for a protein of 85 amino acids. The transcript has 2 exons.